Molecule: messenger RNA, 3394 nt
Organism: Vombatus ursinus (common wombat)
Lineage: Eukaryota; Metazoa; Chordata; Mammalia; Diprotodontia; Vombatidae
Gene: FAIM2
Product: Fas apoptotic inhibitory molecule 2
Exons: 12
Coding region: 87-1037 (316 amino acids)
Biological process (GO): negative regulation of apoptotic signaling pathway
Cellular component (GO): membrane; endoplasmic reticulum; Golgi apparatus
Source: RefSeq, a predicted model, not a curated record
CCCACGCUGAAGACUGAGCUGGCGGCUGCAGUGACCUGGGUGGCUUUCCCUGGCCCCAGGGACACGGCUCUCCUCGAGACUGCACCAUGACCCAGGGAAAGGUUUCAGUGGUUAACAAGGCCCCUGGGACCGAGGGGCAGCAACAGGCAAAUGGAGAGAAGAAGGAGACUCCAUCAGCUCCCUUGGCCCCUCCUACUUAUGAGGAAGCUACCUCAGGGGAGGGGCUGAAGGCUGGGGCCUUCCCUCCACCAGCCCCAACUGUGCCCUUUCAUCCUAGUUGGGCUUACGUGGACCCAAAUAGCAGCCCUGGCUAUGGAAGUGGCGGCUACUCUGGAGACCCUGAGAUCUUCACCACUUUCAGCUGGGAUGAUCCUAACGUGAGAAGAGUAUUUGUCAGGAAGGUCUACUCCAUCCUAAUGAUCCAGCUGCUGAUGACUGUGGGUGUUGUGGCUCUCUUCACCUUCUGUGAACCAGUCAAGAUGUAUGUUCAGAGCAACCCAGCCUGGUACUGGGCAUCCUAUGCUGUUUUCUUCAUGACUUAUCUAAUCCUGGCUUGCUGUUCUGGACCAAGGAGAUAUUUUCCCUGGAACCUGAUUCUCCUGAGCAUCUUUACCCUGUCCAUGGCCUACCUCACUGGGAUGUUGUCCAGUUACUACAAUACCAAGUCCGUGCUUCUGUGUCUGGGGAUCACUGCCUUGGUCUGCCUCUCUGUGACUCUGUUCAGCUUCCAGACCAAGUUUGACUUCACAUCCUGCCAAGGCAUCCUCUUUGUACUUCUCAUGGUUAUGUUCUUCAGUGGGAUCCUUCUGGCCAUCAUCCUUCCCUUCCAAUAUGUACCUUGGCUUCAUGGGAUCUAUGCUGUGCUGGGAGCAAUCGUGUUUACAAUGUUCCUGGCGUUUGACACACAGCUGUUGAUGGGAAACCGGCGCUAUUCCUUGAGCCCAGAGGAAUAUAUUUUUGGAGCACUCAACAUUUAUCUGGACAUCGUCUACAUCUUCUCCUUCUUUCUGCAGCUUUUUGGCACCAACCGAGAUUGAAAAGGCUUCCCUUUUUCCAACUCCAAGAAAUGCAACCCGUUUGUCCCCCUGUAACAUCCAUCCCCUGCUCUUUCCUAGCCCCUAAGAUAUAGCACUAAACAUCAUCCUAGCCAUUAUCCCUCUGCCAGCUAUGCUCCUUCUACAGCAUUCUUGGAGUUAUUUUCUGUAGGUUGUAUAUAUGUGAGGAAUUCCAGAAGCCUAAAGGACUGGAGUCGCUAAAUUUCCUGCUUCCCUGACCAUCAGGACUCUCAUUUCCAUUUCCAAACGUGAGAUUGUAAAUCCAGUGUACUCCCUAUCUCCUACCUUAGUUUUGGGGUGUUAAGAGUCCAAGGGAUAAGGCAGACAAUGGUGUAGGAACUUAGAUGUCAACAUAGGGACCCAAGGGUGAGCUGAAUCCUGAACCCCAGAAGAUUUGGGAGAAAACUGUUUCCCCUCUUUGUCACUGCCCUCAUUCCUACCUUUCCCUGGGUCAAAAACUGAAGCAUUUUAUGGAAGGGGAUAAGUUGGCAUAAGAGGGUAACAUAGCCUACCAAGAUUCACACCCUGAAGAUACACAGAAGCGGCAUGGUGUAGUAGAGUCACAGGAACUGGGUUUGAGUCUUGUGUCAGCUGUGCUCUACGUAUGUGACCUUAGACAACACCCUUAGCCUCCCUAAGCCCCAGUACCCUAUGUAUAAAAUGAGGUCCUUUCUAGCUCCAAAGCUAUGAGCUUGUCUGUGAUACUAUUAUACUUGGGGGAAGAAAAUGAGGAAUCCUGUUUAAAGAAUGGCAAUCCUUAAAAUGGCCCUUCAUUGUACAUGUGGGAGUUUCAGUUAGAUCUGUGAUUGCGUUUCCAACACAGUGCUAAAAAGAUGUAUGUGUAGAGUUGGGCCCCCUGGAGUAGCAGGGGCAGGGAGAAGUGAGCCCCUGCUAACAGUCUUGUCUAAAGGUCUGCUCUGAUGCCUCUGAUAGUGAGACAGGGAAUAGAGGUACCAAGCUGAGUCACAUAUCAGAAGGAGAUCACAGCCUAAAGAAAUAACAAGUCAGUGCCCAGAUAUGCCCAAUCAAAGGAGUUAUUUGAGAGAUGUAGAACAGCCCUUGAUGUACCUUCUGCCUCCCUGUGGUAUAGAGCUGGCUAAAAGAAUUGAGAGUCAUUUCCCUUCUAGAUCCUCAAGUUGUCUUCCUAAGAUUCUAAGGACUGGAGAGGACUUGGGAUUGGUGAAUAGUGCAAAGUAGAAAUGGUUCCUGGGCCCUACUCUGGCGAGUAACAGAGAAGAGCCUUUAAAAAAAAAAAAAGUACUGGUUUGGAUGGGAGAUAGAAUAGCUACUGUGCCGGGAUCCCCGGCAGGGGAAUCCCUUCUCCCUCCCCCCAUCCUGGGGUGGCCACCUCUCUGCACUCCAUUUCCCCAAAGUGCCUCCCUAGCUUGUUGCCUUGCCAAAUAGCAAACCCAGGUCUUAAAUGCCCAAGCCAGAGCCUAUCUCUACAUACUCCAAAGAGAAGACACUUCUCACCCUUCCCAGCUUCCAUUCUCUCCCCCUCUUCAGUCCAGGUCACCCCAACCAGCUGCUUUCCCCAACCUCCCCUGAGGGGUCAAGUGUGCCCCUUCUCUCCUCUUUAUCUUCCCAUCUCCUCAGUUUGGAAACUGGCCAGCCUAUGGCUAAUUCAACCAGGCCCCUGAUAAGAACCGGGUUGUGAUGAGGCUGGGGCCCCUUUUCGCCUGGGCGGUCAGCUGGGAUCCUGGGCAGGUGCGUGUGCGUCAGCCACCUAGCCUCUGGCAGUGUAGCCUGCAUAUGGGAGGGGACUCAGUUAGUGAAGCCUGGGGGCGUGGGGGUGGAGAGGGAAGGAGCUGGCUACUCAUUCAUGCUAUGGUGGCUCUGGUACCAGUGGAAAAUUACUGGAUGAAAUGUUGAAGCCCCUCACCCCAGCCAUCAGAGUUCCUUCUUCCCACCUUUCCUUCUAGCCUCCUUUUUGCAUGCUCAUUCUGCACAGGAUGCCUGUUGCAUGAGCAAGAACUUCCCUGGGCUUUGAGGCUGAGCUAAGAUUUUCCAUUUAGGGAAGGAAGUGGGAUGUUCUAAAUUCCCCAUACUGCCCCUUGAUUCCCACCCCUUGGUACUUCUAUCUGACAAGGCCCAAAAGGAUUGAAAGCUUUGUGAUAUCUUUGAGUAUUCAAGGGGCAAAGGUACCUGCCAACAGGGGAUUGGAGCAGGAGGCAGUUAGCUGGGCUGUGGCUAGAGUGGGGUGAUUGGGAUUCUCAGAGUGGUACAAAUUUAGAGGCCCCUCACAGCAUAUAUAUUUCUUCAGCAGGGUAGAAACAACUGAGCUUAGUGCCCAAGUAGCAAGAACAUGGGAGCAGCUAGGUGGCACAGUAAAUAGAGCU